Messenger RNA from Necator americanus (New World hookworm), 1179 nucleotides. RefSeq lists its product as uncharacterized. Bases 1 to 1179 code for a protein of 392 amino acids. The transcript is spliced from 4 exons. NCBI's taxonomy places the organism in Eukaryota, Metazoa, Nematoda, Chromadorea, Rhabditida, Ancylostomatidae. The record is from RefSeq and is a predicted model, not a curated record.
AUGGAUCGCCCUACACGAGCCACAAUUUCCUCACCUGACAGAAGGCUCCAUCUGCAACAUCUCUUCAAAGACGCUCAGCACUUCGAAUUCUUCUCUCGCAGCGCACCUGAGGGAGAGGCUUGCCCUGUACCCUAUGCUGCUAUGCUAAGGAUUUCAACCGAAAUCGAUCGACUUAUGCCCAUAUACGUGCUGAAGCCCGUUGAUCACUCAGAAUGGGCAGCGCUCAUCGUUGUCGUUCAGAAGAAAAAUGGAUCGAUCCGCCUCUGCGCGGACUACUCAACCGGACUGAACGAUGCACUAGAACAAAACCAGCAUCCGCUUCCAAGCCCAGAGGACACCUUCACGAAAUUCAAUGGAGGACGCUACUUUUCACAGCUCAACAUAGAUGAAGCGUAUUUUCAAAUGGAAGUGGACGAGGUCUCAGCUAUGAAACCAGCUGCUGGUAUAUUCCAACAAUGUGUGGAUGCUUCUAUCGCUGGAAUAGAUGGAACCGCGGCCUACCUCGACGACAUAUUGGUUACUGGUAGAACCACCGGCGAACACAAUGCUCGACUAGAGGCCUUAUUCAAGCGGAUUCAAGACUACGGACUCCGCGUUCGACUCGACAAAUGUGCUUUUCUGCAGACGAAGAUCACCUACCUUGGGUUCGUCAUCGCACAAGGACGACGCCCCGAUCCAGAAAGGAUCGAAGCUAUCCAGAAGACGCUCGCUCCGAAAGACCUCGGAUAUUCUGUUGACCCACUUCGACCCAAAUCUCCCGAUCAUCGUUGCUUCAAACCACGGGAUGGGAGCAACCCUCUCACAUCGCUUCGCAGGUGGAUACGAGAAGGUCAUUUAUCACGUAAGCCGUUGCCAGACACAACCAUAGAAGAACUACAGCCAGGAGAAAAGGAAGCACUCGCUCUUAUUUUCGCCGUGCAGAAGUUCCAUCGUUUUAUCCAUGAACGACAUUUCACGCUGAGUACUGACCACGGACCGCUUUUGGCAAUCUUCGGAAGCAAAAAAGGAGUUCCGGUCUACAGUGCCAACCAUCUUCAGCGAUGGGCCACGAUGUUGCUCAACUACAGCUUUACUGUCGAGUACAUCAACACAAAGGAUUUCGGCCAAGUGGACGCUCUUUCACGUCUCGUCACAAUCAUCAAUACCGGAGGAUUACGUGAUCGCCGCAAUCGAUGCUGA